Limulus polyphemus (Atlantic horseshoe crab) is the source of this 691-nucleotide messenger RNA. RefSeq names its product small nuclear ribonucleoprotein Sm D3-like. NCBI's taxonomy places the organism in Eukaryota, Metazoa, Arthropoda, Merostomata, Xiphosura, Limulidae. The record is from RefSeq and is a predicted model, not a curated record. The transcript is spliced from 2 exons. Gene Ontology annotation, biological process: RNA processing; spliceosomal snRNP assembly. The coding region runs from base 178 to 546 and encodes 122 amino acids. Gene Ontology annotation, cellular component: U1 snRNP; pICln-Sm protein complex; commitment complex. Gene Ontology annotation, molecular function: RNA binding.
AAGGUCUAAACAGCUUUGUGUGUCGUUGUUGUAUGUGUAAUACUAGAGUGUAGGCUUAACCGUAAUAAUAACACAGUGAAAUACGUUGAUACUGGAACAGAAACUACCGUUAAUUGGUAUUUUUAGAGUAAUCAAAAUAUAUUUUUGUUUUGCUUAGUAGUACUGCGUCAUACAACAAUGUCAAUUGGUGUCCCAAUUAAAGUUUUACAUGAAGCUGAAGGUCAUAUUGUAACAUGUGAGACAAACACGGGAGAAGUAUACCGAGGAAAAUUGGUGGAAGCCGAAGACAACAUGAAUUGUCAAAUGUCUAACAUUACUGUAACUUACCGUGACGGAAGAGUAGCACAAAUGGAGAAUGUAUACAUCAGAGGGAGCAAAGUAAGAUUUUUGAUAUUGCCUGAUAUGCUCAAAAAUGCUCCUAUGUUCAAAAAAACUGGAAGUAAAGGGGCUGCAGCUGCAGCCGGAAGAGGAAAAUCUGCGAUAUUACGUGCUCAAGCUGCCAGAGGGAGAGGAAGAGCUCGGCCAAUUUUCCAAAGAAGAAAGUAAUUCCCCAAGAUUGAACUUUCAGUGGAAUAGGACUCCACGUCGUCUCAAGCUAUCGUGUAUGAAUUUUAUGUCGAUGAAUUUAUGUAAUUUGAAUCAUUCACAGCAUUUCAUUAAAAACUAGUGAAUAAACCAGUGUUUUAAAUAA